Messenger RNA from Oryza brachyantha (malo sina), 2093 nucleotides. RefSeq lists its product as uncharacterized. Bases 557 to 1459 code for a protein of 300 amino acids. Lineage: Eukaryota; Viridiplantae; Streptophyta; Magnoliopsida; Poales; Poaceae. The transcript has 9 exons. The record is from RefSeq and is a predicted model, not a curated record.
GGCGUGAAGCCUAGAGGGUAGGGGGGCUACUCGUAGCCCCGUUUCAGUACAAAGACUUGGAACCAAAACUCGAUGCGAUUUGUUUAGAUCAAACGGGCCGUAAAAAAAUAGAAAAAAAAAAGAGAGAGAGGAUUAUUCUUGUGUUCGGCUGCGUUGAGUUGGGUUGGGUUGGGUUGGGAUCUAGUCUAGUAUAUGUAUAGAGGCGGCGAGCGCGAGCAUCCCAUUCGAUUCCGCGUCUCCUGAAUCGCGCUUAAUCCCCUCGACCUGGUGAGGGGGGUGUGGAGCUGGAAUUCGAAUUCGAAUUGGGAGCGGCUGGAUUUGGGUUUGGAUUUGAGGAUUUUGGUUUGUGGGCGGUGGCGGUGGCUGCGGGCGGUGCGGCUUGGAGUUGGAGCUGGGGGUGUUCCCCACCAUUGCGUGGGGGGGAGGCGGCGAGGGGGACGAUCCUUCCCCGGCGACGGUGGCAGGUUUGAUCCAAAUUGAGCGCCUCGGAUUCCUGGAGGAUUUGGGGCGCAUGUUUAUGGAGGAUUAGAUCGAGAAUUUUAGCUGGUUCUGUGGGAUGGCCGCCGAUUCCAGCAUGGGAUUCCACCAGGGAAUCACGGCCUCCAUGUACAACCAUCACAUGCUCUCUUUCCAAUCUACUAGCAGCGACUUGGGCAGUGGCGCCGGCGCUGCGGGCGGCAUGGUGAUGGCCCCGAGGGGCAUGAGCGGGACCAGUAGCAGCGCUGGGCUUUUCCUCUCCCCGAACACCGGCGUGCUGAGCAACGCAUCGGUGGUUGGCCCGUCGAGGAGCUCGUCGGGGGAUGUGUUCCAUAGCACGGUGGCGCCCAAGUAUAAGUUUGUCACAGGUUCACCUUCAGAUUGGAGUGAACUUGAGCUGAACACACUGAAGGAAGGGCUAGUGAGAUAUGCCCGUGAACCUAAUAUCAUGAAGUACAUAAAAAUAGCAGCUAUGCUACCCAAGAGGACUAUCAGGGAUGUUGCAUUACGGUGUUGGUGGGCUACAGGUAAAGAUAGAAGGAAGAAGCCUGAUGGAUUUUUUACAGGGAAAAAGAUAAGAGACAUGAAGCAGCCAAUCCAGGACAAGAUGGUUGCAUCUGCCUCCAUGGCUAAUUUUCACCUAGCACCUGCAAACACUCUGACCCCUUUCUCAAUCUCAAUGCAACAUACAAAUCAACAAUGUCAGGUUCCUAAGGAAGUUCCUGUGGUGGAUAGUGCAACCCAGCAUCUCCUGGAAGAAAACAAUCAUUUACUCAACCAAAUUUCCACAAAUAUAGAAACAUUCAAGACAGGGGAGAACGCGGAUCUCUUCUUCCGGAUAAACAACAACUUGAGAACAAUCUUAAGCAGAAUGAGUGAGACACCUGGUAUCAUGGGUCAGAUGCCCCAAUUGCCAGUGCAUGUAAAUGAGGACAAUCUAAAUUCACUUCUUCAGUUAGACAGAAUGGUGAUGAACCUGUAAAUGUCUUGACCACAUGAUUGACGCUAUGUUCUAAAGGUUCCUUCCUACGGAGUAACGCACACCUCCCACAUGAAGCAAGAACCACGAAGCUAACAGAAACAUACACGGAAACAAGGACGAGAAGUAGGGGAAAAGAAGAAAAAGAAAAGAUGGCUGGGGCUCCCCUAAGUUCCCUAUACCAGCAAGGCUUUCAAGUUGAUGUAGCGGGUGAGUUAGCACCAGGAACAGUCAGCCCCGGCGCUUCUUUCUUCCAGCGAGAUUGUUUUCCAGUGAUGUCUGGUUGUAUGCCUGCCUGCCCCCUCCCCUGUUGAAAGCCCCGGAAAUGAGGCCUGCAGCUGCGGGGCAACGGUAUGCGAGCGAGCUGAGUUGCUACUGCUGCUGUACCUGGUAGGCAUCCAGCGAAUACACCCAGACACGCAAGUGACUGUAAAUAUUUUGGAUGGCUGAAGGCGUUCCCCUGUCCCUGUUUUGUUCUCUCUGAUUGAUCUUUAAUAUAUUUUUUCGGAAGGGCACCUUGUAUGUUUCCAUUCUGGAGAGUUUGAAGGGCACCUGAUGUAUUAUUGCACAGUUGGAAGUUCGUGUUUGACAUUUUCUGUGCGUGAUAUAUCAUGUCGUUAUCACGUUUUUAAACAAA